Messenger RNA from Paramacrobiotus metropolitanus, 1221 nucleotides. Its product is annotated as superoxide dismutase [Mn] 1, mitochondrial-like. Bases 158 to 877 code for a protein of 239 amino acids. The record is from RefSeq and is a predicted model, not a curated record. Lineage: Eukaryota; Metazoa; Tardigrada; Eutardigrada; Parachela; Macrobiotidae. Gene Ontology annotation, cellular component: mitochondrion. Gene Ontology annotation, molecular function: metal ion binding; superoxide dismutase activity. Gene Ontology annotation, biological process: superoxide metabolic process. The transcript has 5 exons.
UUGCUUGAAACUGUGCGAUUUGAAUCUAAUAGAAUAAAUAGAUCUUGUAUUUUUGACACUUUUAUUAGCGGAUUUUCCACUGCUAAAAUUUAAGGAAUUCCGUCAUCUACGUUUUUAUUUAUUAUUAAUUUUGAUAGUAUCCUCGACUAUCGUCACUAUGUUUCUUUCCAAGUUGGGACAAAGUGCAGGUUGUGCAGCGAAAUCAAGUGGGUUCCUGAACCAUGCAUCCAGCAGUGGCGCGAUGGGGGUGAUGGCAUCCCGCAGCAAAUACACCCUCCCGGAUCUGCCCUACGAUUACAAUGCCCUGGAACCGGUGAUUUCGGGGGAGAUUAUGAAGCUGCACCACCAGAAGCACCAUGCCACUUAUGUGCAGAAUCUAAAUGCGGCCGAGGAAAAAGCAACCACAGCGCUGCAGAAAGGCGAUUUAAAGACGGCCAUCGAGGUGCAAGGCGCUCUGAAAUUCAACGGCGGCGGCCAUAUUAAUCACAGUAUUUUCUGGAAGAAUCUCGCGCCUGUCAAAGAAUGCAGCCAAAAGCAGCCGGAAGGUGAUCUGGCUGCUGCUAUUAAACGGGAUUUUGGGGAUGUUGAGUCGAUGAAGAAGAAGUUGAGCGAGAAGGCGACGGCCAUUCAAGGAUCGGGUUGGGCGUGGCUGGGAUAUUGUCCCAAAAUGAAGCGCCUGGCCAUUGCACAGUGCGCCAACCAGGAUCCUCUGGAGCCCACUCUCGGUUUGGUUCCCUUGUUGGGCAUCGAUGUAUGGGAGCAUGCCUAUUAUCUGCAGUACAAGAAUGUUCGCGCUGACUAUGUCAAAGAGAUCUGGAAGAUUGUCAACUGGAAGGAUGUCGCUGAGCGGUUCGGACAGGCCGCCGCUGGCAAAUAAUUCUAUCGUGGUGUUGCAUUUCCAACGUUUGUUUGAAGUGGUUUAGACCGAUCGGUUGGCACUUGCUUAGUUAAAUACAUAGUACUUUCUGUUCCACAUUAUGAAUGCAUGAAACAUGUUUGGCACCUGCUAAAUAGCACUGCACCUUUUUGGGGAGGAUACCUAGAUUCUUCGUACAGGCCGCCGCUAGCAAAUAACUGCUUUGUCUUCAAUGGGCAAUUUCAUCCUCUUUUAAAAUGAAACCGCUCUGAUUCACAGAGGCUUUGAUACCCAUUUUCUUUUUGACAUUCUGAUUGUAUAAAUCAAUUACGUUCGUCAGAUGUGAAUAUAGCUGCACCUUUUUA